Molecule: messenger RNA, 4400 nt
Organism: Myotis daubentonii (Daubenton's bat)
Lineage: Eukaryota; Metazoa; Chordata; Mammalia; Chiroptera; Vespertilionidae
Gene: EPHB4
Product: EPH receptor B4
Biological process (GO): ephrin receptor signaling pathway; protein phosphorylation; axon guidance
Cellular component (GO): dendrite; plasma membrane
Molecular function (GO): ATP binding; protein binding; transmembrane-ephrin receptor activity
Source: RefSeq, a predicted model, not a curated record
CCUGGCCCAGUCCCGGCCCCGGCCAGCCCAACCCGGCGGUCCGACCCCGCUCCGCAGCCUCCCUCCCGCUCCGGCUUCCACCCUCCCCGCCGGCGCGGAGCGCAGUCGGUCCGCAGCGCGCGCAGCGCCACUCUAGGGAGGGGGCUGGAAAGCGCGAGACAGGCCCACCCCCAGCCAGCUGGGGCGGGACCCCGAGGCCCCGGAGGGACCCCGACUCCAGCCACGUCUCUCUCGGCUCCCGCCCGGCGCGUCCCCUGCGAGGACGCCCCCCGCCAGCCCGUGCGGUGGGGACGCGGGGUCACACCUGGGCGCCGCCGCCCGGUGCCCGGCGCGCCCGCAUGGGCCUGCGCUGAGGCUCCGACCGAGAGUCCCGCGCGGGGAGUCGGCGUCUACCCGCUCAGAGGGGGGUCAGAACUGGGGGGGCUAGCGCCCCCCAAACUCAGAUCGGAUCCGACCGGAGUGAGGCGGCGCCAUGGAGCUCCGGGCUUUGCUCUGCUGGGCUUCACUCGCAGCUGCUUUGGAAGAGACUCUACUGAACACAAAAUUGGAAACUGCCGAUCUGAAGUGGGUGACGUUUCCUCAGGUGGAGGGGCAGUGGGAGGAGCUGAGCGGCCUGGAUGAGGAGCAACACAGCGUUAGGACCUAUGAGGUGUGUCAUGUGCAGCGAGCCCCAGGCCUGGCCUACUGGCUGCGCACAGGCUGGGUCCCCCGGCGAGGUGCUGUCCACGUGUACGCCACACUGCGCUUCACCAUGCUCGAGUGCCUGUCCCUGCCCCGAGCGGGGCGCUCCUGCAAGGAGACCUUUACAGUCUUCUACUUCGAGAGCGACGCCAACACGGCCACAGCCCUCACGCCAGCCUGGAUGGAGAACCCUUACAUCAAGGUGGACACAGUGGCUGCUGAGCAUCUGACCCGGAAGCGUCCUGGGGCUGAGGCAACUGGUAAAGUGAACGUCAAGACGCUGCGUCUGGGCCCACUCACCAAAGCUGGCUUCUACCUGGCUUUCCAGGACCAGGGCGCCUGCAUGGCCCUGCUGUCCCUGCACCUCUUCUACAAGAAGUGUGCCCAGCUGACCGUCAACCUCACCCGCUUCCCGGAGACAGUGCCCCGUGAGCUCGUGGUGCCCGUGGCAGGGAGCUGUGUGGCUGACGCUGUCCCUGCCUCCGGCCCCAGUCCCAGCCUCUACUGCCGGGAGGAUGGCCAGUGGGCUGAGCAGCCGGUCACGGGCUGCAGCUGUGCUCCGGGGUUCGAGGCCGCCGAGGGGAAUACCAGGUGCCGAGCCUGUGCUCAGGGCACCUUCAAGUCUCUGUCUGGGGAGGGGUCCUGCCAGCCAUGCCCAGCCAACAGCCAUUCCAACACCAUCGGCUCACCCAUCUGCCAGUGCCGCAUAGGGUACUUUCGGGCCCGCACAGACCCCCGGAGUGCACCCUGUACCACCUCUCCCUCGGCUCCAAGAAGUGUGGUUUCCCGCUUAAAUGGCUCCUCCCUGCGCCUGGAGUGGAGUGCCCCCCUCGAGUCAGGUGGCCGGGAGGACCUCACCUAUGCACUCCGCUGCCGGGAGUGCCGCCCUGGGGGGGCCUGCACACCCUGUGGAGGAGACCUGACCUUCGACCCUGGCCCCCGGGACUUGGUGGAGCCCUGGGUCACAAUUCGAGGGCUGCGUCCUGACUUCACCUACACCUUUGAGGUCGCUGCCUUGAAUGGGGUAUCUUCCUUAGCCGCCAUGCCCGCCCCAUUUGAGGCUGUGAAUGUCACCACUGACCGUGAAGUGCCACCCCCAGUAUCUGACAUCCGGGUGACUCGGUCCUCACCUAGCAGCUUGAGCCUGGCCUGGGCUGUUCCCCGGGCACCCAGUGGAGCAGUGCUGGACUAUGAGGUCAAGUACCAUGAGAAGGGUGCAGAGGGCCCCAGCAGCGUUCGGUUCCUGAAGACAUCGGAAAACAGGGCAGAGCUGCAGGGGCUGAAGCGGGGAGCCAGCUACCUGAUCCAGGUGCGGGCACGCUCUGAGGCUGGCUAUGGACCCUUCGGCCAAGAGCACCAUAGCCAGACCCAGCUGGAUGAAAAGGAGAGCUGGCGGGAGCAGCUGGCCCUGAUUGCAGGCACUGCGGUCGUGGGUGUGGUGCUGGUCCUGGUGGUUAUUGUCAUCGCAGUUCUUUGCCUCAGGAAGCAGAGCAGUGGGAGAGAAGCUGAAUACUCAGAUAAACACGGACAGUAUCUCAUUGGCCACGGUACGAAGGUCUACAUUGAUCCCUUCACUUACGAAGACCCUAAUGAAGCUGUGAGGGAAUUCGCAAAAGAGAUCGAUGUCUCCUAUGUCAAGAUUGAGGAGGUGAUUGGUGCAGGUGAGUUUGGGGAGGUGUGCCGGGGGCGACUUAAGGCCCCGGGGAAGAAGGAGAGCUGCGUGGCCAUCAAGACCCUGAAGGGUGGUUACACCGAGCGGCAGCGGCGGGAGUUCCUGAGCGAGGCCUCCAUCAUGGGCCAGUUCGAGCACCCCAACAUCAUCCGCCUGGAGGGCGUGGUUACCAACAGCAUGCCAGUCAUGAUUCUUACUGAGUUUAUGGAGAACGGUGCCCUGGACUCCUUCCUGCGGUUGAACGAUGGACAAUUCACUGUCAUCCAACUGGUGGGCAUGUUACGGGGCAUUGCCUCAGGCAUGCGGUACCUUGCUGAGAUGAGCUACGUUCACCGUGACCUGGCUGCCCGGAACAUCCUGGUCAACAGCAACCUUGUCUGCAAGGUUUCAGACUUUGGCCUUUCCCGAUUCCUGGAGGAGAACUCUUCUGACCCCACCUACACGAGCUCUCUGGGAGGAAAGAUUCCCAUCCGAUGGACAGCCCCUGAGGCCAUUGCCUUCCGGAAGUUCACAUCUGCCAGUGAUGCCUGGAGUUACGGGAUUGUGAUGUGGGAGGUCAUGUCUUUUGGGGAGCGGCCAUACUGGGAUAUGAGCAAUCAGGACGUGAUCAAUGCCAUUGAACAGGACUACCGGCUACCCCCUCCUCCAGACUGCCCCACCUCCCUGCACCAGCUCAUGCUGGACUGUUGGCAGAAGGACCGGAAUGCACGGCCCCGCUUCCCCCAGGUGGUCAGUGCCCUGGACAAGAUGAUUCGGAACCCUGCCAGCCUCAAAAUCGUGGCCAGGGAGAAUGGCGGGGCCUCACACCCACUGCUGGAUCAGCGGCAGCCGCACUACUCAGCUUUUGGCUCUGUGGGUGAGUGGCUUCGAGCCAUCAAAAUGGGAAGAUACGAAGAAAGUUUUGCAGCCGCUGGGUUUGGCUCCUUCGAGCUGGUCAGCCAGAUUUCCGCUGAGGACCUGCUCCGAAUAGGAGUCACCCUGGCGGGACACCAGAAGAAAAUCCUGGCCAGUGUCCAGCACAUGAAGUCCCAGGCCAAACCUGGAGCCCCAGGGGGGCCGUGCGCACCAGCCCCCCAGUACUGACCUGCACCUCUUCACCUGGCCCCACAGCUCUGGAGCAGCAGGAAUUCCCAUGCUGGGGACACCGCUCCCCUUCUUUGGGGGGCAGAGUCAGGUGGGGACCCAAGAGGCCCCCAUCCCUGCGCCCCAUUGGAUUGCACUUUGAACCUAUGGGGGUGGGGAGCUGGCAAUUUGGAGAGACAGGAUUCGGGGAUUCCGCCAUACGGAAGGGUAGAAAUAACGGAAGGGUAGAAAUAACGUUCCCUGCGGGUGGGUGUGCCCCCAGGUGGGUGUGCCCAGAGGGAAAGGAAGUGCCCAUAAUCUGCCAACUCCCAGGGGUGGCUGUGUGCAAUCCCUGCAGCUUCCCUCUGAUCCCCAGUUAGGGCCCCGGUGCCCCUCCUCACCUUGAAGGGCCGCAGACCCUGUAGACCAAAGAGAAGAGGGUGACAAGCCUUUAAGCUCGGGAGUGGAGCACCAUAGUGGGAGGCGGGGAGGGUGUCAUGGCCCAGUGACAAAAUCAUUGGACUUGGAUGUCCCAACCUUGCUGCUGUCUCCACCGAACUCAGUUUGCCCUUGUAAAUGCCCCUCCCCCAUCUGCUGCCUUCAUAUUGAAGGUUUUUGAGUUUUAAUUUUUGUUUUUGGUCUUAUUUUUUUCUUCUCUCUUUUUCUGGUUUUUUUUUUUUUUUUUUUACUGUCCUUGUCAUAACUUUUUGUGUCGGAAGGGACCUGUUUCGUUAUCACCUCCUUUGCCCAAGUUGAAACAGGAACCCAUCAUUGUGUCUAUUUUCAGAACAGUGCCUUGGUCAUGCCACAACCCCUAGACAGUCCCUGCCCCGCCAAGUAUCCCCAAAUUGUGUCCAUGAGGGGGCGUGGGGGGCAAGGUGGAAGUAGAAACCAGAGACAGACACUGGUGCUUGGAGGGGUUCUUAAAUUAUAUUUAAAACAGUUUUUUUUUUUGUAUAAAUAAAAGAAAAUGGGAAGUUCCCAG